UUUUCCACGUCCUCUUCUUAAACACGUAUUACAUGUGAAGAGGGCACUGGUAUAAAUAGGAAGCUGAGCUUCGUUUGUAAUUCAUUCACUCAUAUAAUAAAAUCUUCUCUUCUAUCUUCAUGUCAUCUUCUCUCUCGAACAUGGUAUCCAGAGCAACGUAUUUCCGCUGAUUUUGUGCUCUUCAAUGGCGCCUCCAACACCUCCACUCAAGCAACAACAACAUCAGCCUCCUUAUGAGGACGCAUCUAGCCCUUAUUUUCUGCCGCACAGUGAUAAUCCUGGUGUGCAGCUGGUUACGCAGCAGUUAAAUGGUUCCAAUUACUCAAAUUGGCACCGAUCUAUGACAACGGCGCUUAUAGCGAAGAAUAAGCUGGCGUUUGUCGACGGAUCUCUCGAGCAUCCUCACCACACUGAUCUGCUAUUCACGCAAUGGAUGCGGUGCAAUAGUAUGGUGGUUUCCUGGCUUCGCAAUUCGGUAAUUCCUGAAAUUAGUUCAAGUAUUAUGUACAUUGAUGAUGCUUACCACAUUUGGAAUGAUCUUCGGGAACGAUUUUCCCAAGGAAAUCUAGCUCGUAUAUGUCAGUUAAAACAGCAGUUGUUCAAUCUCAAGCAAGGUGCAGAGGAUGUGAGUACUUAUUUUACUAAUCUCCGCAUUCUCUGGGAUGAGUAUAAGGAUUUUCAGCCUUCUCGCUGGUGUACCUGUGAUCAUUGUCGAUGUCACAGCGCGCGUAGAUGGAAUGAUUUUCAGAUGCAGGAAUGCUCCAUGCAAUUCCUAAUAGGAUUAAACUCUACCUAUUCUCAGAUCCGGUCUCAAAUUAUCUCAACCACUCCUUUUCCAUCACUGUCAAAGAUAUUUUCUCUUGUGUUGCAGGAAGAGAGGCAACGAUCUAUAGAAUUUGGUCUUCCCCAAUCUUCUUUAACUAAUACUGAAGUUCAGGGAUCUCUUAUUAAUGCCACGGGUAUAGCUCGAGGUAGAGGUGGCAGAGGCAAGUUUCUUUGCACACAUUGUGGCAAAACCAGUCAUACAGUGGAUAAAUGCUUUGAGAUUAUUGGAUAUCCACCAGGUUAUGGAAGGGGAAGAGGAAAGCCUCAAGGAUUUUCUACUGAUACUAUGUCAAGGUCUGCUAAUCAGUUAAGUUCUGGUGAUACUAUGAUUACUCAAGCUCAGGGAGUUGUUCCCCCCUUCUCUACUGCAGAUAUGACUCGCAUGAUCUCUUUCUUACAAAGUCAGAUGCAGGCUCAUUCUUCUUCCACAAACACUCAGAUCUCCCCUGCUUCCAUCAAGGAUGGGAAAGUUUUUGGAGAUGCUUCUGCUCCUGCCAGCAUGUCUCCUCCAUUCAGUGGAAGCUUCUCGGGAGACUGUGAUUGGGAAGGGUAAUAGAGUUGGAAACCUCUAUGUCUUAGAAGCCACUCUUGCUCCUUCUAUCAACUCUACUGCACCUCUUAUUUCUAGUGUAUCUGCUGAUCUGUGGCACAAUAG
Salvia miltiorrhiza (redroot sage) is the source of this 1480-nucleotide messenger RNA. RefSeq lists its product as uncharacterized. The record is from RefSeq and is a predicted model, not a curated record. Lineage: Eukaryota; Viridiplantae; Streptophyta; Magnoliopsida; Lamiales; Lamiaceae. Bases 185 to 1378 code for a protein of 397 amino acids. The transcript is spliced from 2 exons.